AUGUCGGUGAUGCUCACGAAGUUCGAAUCGAAGAGCAAUCGCGUCAAGGGGCUGGCGUUUCACCCAACGCAACCUUUGCUUGCUGCUGCUCUUCAUAAUGGCAGUAUUCAGCUUUGGAACUAUCGAAUGGGCGUGCUUGUCGACCGUUUUGAAGAGCACGAAGGGCCCGUUCGAGGUGUAAACUUUCAUCCCAGUCGCGCCCUGCUGGCUACCGGUGGCGACGACUACAAAAUCAAAGUCUGGGACAUACGGCCUCAAAACCGUCGUUGUCUCUUCACUCUCCAUGGCCACCUUGACUUCGUACGGACUGUCCAAUUCCACCACGAAAUGCCAUGGAUUAUCUCUGCUUCUGACGACCAGACAAUCCGCAUAUGGAACAGCACCUCCAGAAACUGCAUUGCAAUCCUCACUGGUCACUCUCACUAUGUUAUGUCUGCCUAUUUCCAUCCGAAAGACGACCUGGUUGUUUCUGCUUCUGUUGACCAGACUGUUCGCGUGUGGGACAUCUCGGGCCUUCGUAAAGGCUCUCCGAAUACCAGCACAGGCCCCGGAAACUUCGAGUCCUUUGAUACAUUCUCGACCGUCAAAUAUAUACUUGAAGGUCACGACCGUGGUGUCAACUAUGCCAUGUUCCACCCCACUCUCCCCCUCAUCGUUUCCGCUGCCGACGAUCGCACCAUUAAAAUCUGGCGGAUGAGCGAGACCAAAGCAUGGGAGGUCGAUUCCUGCCGUGGCCAUUUCAACAACGUUUCGACGGCUCUUUUCCACCCUAAACAUGAACUCAUCGUUUCUUGCGGUGAAGACAAAACCGUCCGUGUUUGGGACCUCGCAAAACGCACCGCUAUUCAAACAUUCCGUCGCGAAAAUGAUCGUUUCUGGGUUCUUGCCUCCCAUCCGAACCUCAACCUCUUUGCUGCGGGCCACGACAGUGGACUUAUUGUUUUUAAGCUAGAGCGCGAACGACCUGCAUUUGCGGUGCACCAGGACUCUUUAUACUACAUCCGGGACAAAUAUGUCCGAUCAUACGAUUUCAAUACUGGUGCCGACCUUGGACUGCUUUCUGUGCGCAAAUUUGGAAGCGUUUACGUGCCUCCCCGAACACUAAGCUUCAAUCCCGCGGAGCGAGCUGUUCUCGUCACUAUCUCCUCCGACAACGGAUUAUAUGAGCUCACGAGUUUGCCGCAACAGGCCCAGGGUGAAAUGAAGGAUUCGAGUGUGGAUGGGAAGCGUGGUGCUGGUCAAAGUGCCAUAUUUGUCUCAAGAAAUCGAUUUGCAGUCCUGCAAAAGGCAACUCAGUUCAUCGAAAUUGGUGAUUUGGCCAAUACCGUCGUCAAAAAGAUCAAGCCGCCUGUCCAAACCAACGAAAUCUUCUAUGGUGGCACUGCUAGCCUCAUCUUGAGUUCAACCUCGACUGUUGUUCUCUAUGACAUCCAACAACAGAAAACGCUUGCGGAAAUCAACUCACCCCCCGUCAAAUAUGUUGUAUGGAGCAAUGAUGGGUCUCUGGUAGCUCUCAUGAGCAAGCAUACUAUUACGAUUGCCAACAGAACCUUCACAGAGCAUAGUCUUAUUCACGAAACUAUCCGAAUCAAAUCCGGUGCUUGGGACGAUUCUGGUGUCUUCAUCUAUUCGACCUUGAACCAUAUCAAAUAUUGUCUUCCUCAAGGCGACCACGGCGUGAUUUGCACAUUGGAUAAUCCUGUUUAUCUUACCCGGGUCAAGGGCAAGACCGUUCAUUGUCUUGACCGCUCAGGACGUCCGAGAACCAUCACCUUUGAUCCGACAGAGUAUCGGUUCAAACUCGCCCUGCUGAAGAACAAUUAUGAAGAAAUGCUUUACAUCAUUCGCACCUCCACGCUUUUGGGUCAAAGAUUCCCUGAGAUUGCCCUGCAUUUCGUUCAGGACACGAACACACGCUUUGAGCUUGCACUCGAAUGUGGUAACCUUGAUGUGGCUAUGGAGACCGCGAAGACCAUCGACCGACCGGAAUGUUGGGACCGUCUUGCUCAACAAGCCCUGAAACAAGGCAACCACAAGAUUGUCGAAAAAGCAUACCAGCAGACCAAGAAUUUCGACAAGUUGUCGUUCCUCUACCUCGCCACAGGCAGCACGGACAAAUUAGCGAAGAUGCAAAAGAUUGCUGAUGCUAGAGGCGACCCAAUGUCUCGCUUCCACAAUGCGCUAUAUGCGGGUGAUAUUGAAGGACGGAUAGCUAUUUUGCGUGAAGUCGGUCUGAAUCCUUUGGCAUAUUUGACUGCGAAGACAAGCGGGCUCGACGACCUGGCUCUCCAAAUUCUUGAAACCGUGGGCAUGACAGAAGCCGAUGUUGAUGAUGUUCCUGCCUUCGGGACUUCAAUACUCAAGCCCCCACCCGUGAUCAACUCUACUGCUGACCAGAACUGGCCUGUUGUUUCGACUGGACAAAACUUCUUUGAUCAAGCGUUGGCCAAUGGUAGUCUUGAGACUGGUAUCGAGCCUGCAUAUGUCAAUGGUGAUGCUGCUGCUGGUGCUUCAUCUGCACUCGACGCGUGGGCGAAAGACGAGGAAGUGCAAGACGAUCUUGACCCUGAAGAAGGAGGAUGGGAACUUGAUGCCGAUGCCGGAGCGGCGCAGGUGACGGAGGAGGUCGAGGAGGAUGCUACCCCAGAUGAAGACUUGCCAGGUUCAACGCCAGGUAUCAGCGAGACAGAGCAUUGGGUCCGUAACUCCCCUCUAGCGCCUGAUCACGUGGCGGCGGGAUCGUUUGAGACUGCGAUGCAGCUCCUCAAUCGCCAACUCGGCAUAGUCAACUUUGUGGAUCUCAAGCCGCUCUUCUUGUCGACUUAUCGCUCGUCCCAUACAUACCUGACACCUGUUGCAUCCUUACCGCCUCUUCAGCUUCACAUCCGACGCAAUCCGACAGAAACAUCGAUGUCUCGUACUCUUCCAGUUGUCGUGCGGUCAUUAGCCUCUGUCCGCACUGAACUCGGGGAAGGUUUCCGGUUGGUCACUGGCAAUAAAUUGGCCGAGGCGCGAGACGUGUUCCGCUCUGUGCUUCGUAGCCUUUUGUUGGUCCCUCUUGCAUCUGAUGAUGAAGCUCGAACAUGGCGUGAACUUGUUACCACCAGCCGCGAGUAUCUGCUAGGUGUCUCAAUCGAACUCGAACGAAGGCGGGUCGCAGAGGAGGAACCGGACAACGUCAGUCGAAAUCUCGAGCUGGCCGCCUAUUUCACGGAGUGCAAACUGCAACCGCCUCAAGUGUUGCUUGCGUUACGAAGCGCUAUUACCGUUUUCAGCAAGGCCAACAACCAAUUUGACGCUGCGAGAUAUGCGAGACGUUUGCUUGCCCUCAACCCAGAUGCCAAAGUUGUUGCCAUGGCAAGUUUUUUUUUUGCCCGACAACGCAUAGCUGCGGGAGAGCGAAACCCAAGGAAUGCGGUAGAGCUCUCGUUUGAUCCUUACACACCAUUCGAGAUUUGCGGGGCGACAUUUACUCCGGUUUACAAGGGCUCUCCGGCGGCGUACUGCCCUUACACCAACCAAGCUUACUUGCCGGAAUUCAAGGGCAAGCUGGAUCCGUUGACGCAGCUUUCGGAGAUUGGGGCAGCUGCGUCUGGGCUCCCCGCACCGUGGUGA
This is a messenger RNA of Mycena indigotica, 3615 nucleotides long. RefSeq names its product Coatomer subunit alpha. Gene Ontology annotation, cellular component: COPI vesicle coat. The record is from RefSeq and is a predicted model, not a curated record. Gene Ontology annotation, biological process: intra-Golgi vesicle-mediated transport; intracellular protein transport; endoplasmic reticulum to Golgi vesicle-mediated transport. The transcript is spliced from 15 exons. The coding region runs from base 1 to 3615 and encodes 1204 amino acids. Gene Ontology annotation, molecular function: structural molecule activity; protein binding. Lineage: Eukaryota; Fungi; Basidiomycota; Agaricomycetes; Agaricales; Mycenaceae.